GCGCCUUCCUCGGCUCUUCGUCCUCACGGACCGCGACCCGCCUCGAUCCACUCGCACGCCUGAACGCGUGCAGUGAUCGUGUGUGGCUCGCACGGCUUGCCCACUGCAACCAUGGCCGCGUACCAUGCAGAGGCGCGCACCGACGCUGGCUACUACCAGCAGCAGGUGCACGCCGCCCAGCAAGCACAGCAGCAGCAGAACGUGCAGGUGCAGGCGCACGCUCAUGCGCAUGCUCAGGCGCAGGCGCACGCCCACGCGUACGCGACGCAGCAGCAUCAGCAGCCCGGCGGACCGGCUGCGGCACCGACGUCGGCGUACCCCGCGCACAUGCAGCAGGCGCAACAGCACGGCGCAAUGGCCGGGCAGCCUGGCCAGAUGGCUGACGGCGCCGGCGGCAUCGUCUUGAUCGACGCCUACGGCCAGCAGACGGGCUACUGGCCUCCACCGCAGGCGCCGCGCAUCUCGGCCGCGGCGGCUCGCGCUGCCAGCAUGAAUGCGCGGGCGUACUGGGACACCAGCCUGGCUUCGUACCACGCCGCACCCUGGGGCGCACACGAUGCCUGGGGCCGCGCGCCGUACCACUCGGCUCAGCAGCAGCAACAGCAACAGCACCAGUCGAUGCUUCACCACCAGCUCGCCAAGCUGCAAGGCCCUUACUCGAGCGCUCCUCAAGACGCAGGCUGGCAGGCGUCGCAGCAGCGCCAAGCGCACGCCGAGCAGUACCACCAGCAGGCACAGGCCAACGCGCAAGCCCAGGCGCGCCACGCUGUGAGCUCGGGCUACGCGGUCCCAGCACACCUCAGUCAGGCGUACGAUCCGGUCGCCCGACAGACGAGCCAGCCGCAGGCACACGCAGCGGUCGGACAGGCCUACCAGCCGGCCUGGGCUCCGGUGCAGAACCGGCGCUACUCGCAGCAGCCGCAGCAACAGCAGCAACAGCAGCAGCCACUGCCCAUCUCGGAGGCAUACUUCCAGCAGCAGCAGCAACACGCCGUCGUCGCCGACCCGCACCACGGCAACCCGUCCUGGCCCACAGCAGGAACGCAAGCACGGUGGAACGCGCCUGUCAUCGCUGCACCGGUCUUCGGAGAGGCGCUCCCGCCGCAGCCGCCGACGUGGGGCCUGGGCGGCGAGUACGAAGCACAGCGUCGCAAGGCCGCUGAGCUCGCUGCUGCCAACGCGGCGCCUGCACCGCCUCCAUCCGCCGAGCAGGCCGCGGCUGCUGCCGCUCCUGCCGACGGUCCGCUGCCGCCGUCGCCCAACACGCUCGACAAGUCCGGCCUGCCGCUCUCGGGCCUCGGCGCCGAGAUCAUCUGGGGCGCCUGUGCGGCGCUUCUCGAGCCCGAGCUCAUCUCGUCGCGCCGCUCGAGCGCAAGCAGCCGCCGCACGUCGAGCUCGAUCCAGAGCAGUCCCAUGGUGAUGACGCCGGUCACGUCGCCGCCUGUGCACGCUAGCAAGAACGGCGACUGGCCGGCCGCUGGGCGCCAGAUCAGCAACGACGGCGGAAGCAGUCUGCUGCACCGUCUGGCCGUCGUCGGCGCCGGCAACGGCUCCUCCGACCCGGUCGACAGCUCCGACUCCAGCAGCGCCAGCGCCAGUGAGCCCGGCACUCCUCCGUCCAUGAGCGGCUCCGAGAUCAUUCGCAGUGCUGCGCAGUCUGAGAUCAAGCUUCGCGCCGACGGCUCGAAGCUGAGGGGUCUCGGCCUUGGUGGUGUCGGUGCCACUCGCGCCGGCAGUCCCAUGGAGUCCUCUUCGCCUGAGCUCAGCUCUGGCUCGGACCGUCGCUCGACUCGCGCAGGCUCGUUCAGCUCCAAGUCGAUGGACCGCUCGCGCACGUCCGUCUCGAGCAUCCUGCGCCUGAUCUCGCCCGACUGGCGCUGGAGCAGCAACGACGACACGCUGCCGUCUCUCUCCGCGCCGGCCUCCACCGAGACCCGUCCAUCCGCCGCCACUCGUCCACGCCGGCGCUCGAGUGCGCACGGCUCGCCACACCAGCCCAGCAUGAACGGCAUCGCUGCGCCCGGCAGUGAGAUCAGCCCUGCCUUCCGCCGCUUCGCCCAUCAAGUUCUGGCUCAGACCCUCUUGAGCCCGACCGCCUUCCUCCUCGCGCUGCUGUACGCCCUGCGCGUGCCGCACCUCGCCGUCGGCGCCGACGGUGAGCUUGAUGCGGAGGCUCGCGAGAUCUUCGCCAGUCCGCCGUCGGCAGCGCCGUUCAAGAUCUUCACCCUCGGCCUCAUGAUCGCGAACAAGCACCUCGACGACCACACAUUCACCGCUUCGACAUGGCACGACGUCACUGGCAUCCCUCUGCUCGAGCUCAACCGCAUGGAGGCCUACUUCCUGGCCCGCUGCGGCUUCGAGGUGACCGUGCCUGAGCGCGUGUGGAUUGCUUUCCUCAAGCGGCUACGCUCGCGCGAGGAGAACAAGGCUGCCGCCGCCUCGGCUGCCGCACGGCGCUCAAGCGUGCGCAGCACCGCCUCGAGCACCGAGAAGCUGGCGGGCGCCGUGACGCCGGACGAGGCUUCGCGGCGCCUGCUGCUCGCCAUCGACGACGCUCUUACCGCGCUUGGCCAGUUCUCGCCAUUGCCGUCCGCCGUCACCACCGCCAGCUCUGCCCUCAGCUCUCCGUCGGCCAUGAGCUACGAGACUGUUGACGACGAGCCGCGUGACGUCGGCCGCAUGCGCCGCCCCACGUCGGCGCUGCAGUUCAGCCACCACCACUGCCGCUCUGCCCCGGCAUGCGGCAACACCUUCGCGACGCAGCCAAUGGUCGAGGACGACGUCUUCGACGAGGAGGAGUCGCCUUACCGACCACAAGGCGGCGCCUCGCACUCCUCACGGCCGAGCCUCGACGCUUCGCUGGCGCGCUCGAACUCCGACUGGAGCGCGAGCCUGGCCAACCUGGCCAGAGCACCGCACAGCUUCGACCCACUGGCGUCGGUGCGCUCCUCCAUCGACGCACCGCUCGCGCCUUCGGUGCUGCUCGCUCUGCUCAACAGAAUGUAGUCCGGCUCGCUCAACGCCGGCCGCUCGCCGCACAUAACAACACGCCACCCUCUGCGCUCGCUCCGAGACCUCUCUUCGCUCGCUGUCCACUAUUCUUCCUGCAGCACGACCUCGCCGACCCUG
Tilletiopsis washingtonensis is the source of this 3129-nucleotide messenger RNA. RefSeq lists its product as hypothetical. Bases 112 to 3006 code for a protein of 964 amino acids. The transcript has 2 exons. NCBI's taxonomy places the organism in Eukaryota, Fungi, Basidiomycota, Exobasidiomycetes, Entylomatales. The record is from RefSeq and is a predicted model, not a curated record. Gene Ontology annotation, cellular component: nucleus; cyclin-dependent protein kinase holoenzyme complex. Gene Ontology annotation, biological process: regulation of cyclin-dependent protein serine/threonine kinase activity. Gene Ontology annotation, molecular function: protein kinase binding; cyclin-dependent protein serine/threonine kinase regulator activity.